Theobroma cacao (cacao) is the source of this 5742-nucleotide messenger RNA. Its product is annotated as clathrin heavy chain 1-like. Lineage: Eukaryota; Viridiplantae; Streptophyta; Magnoliopsida; Malvales; Malvaceae. The record is from RefSeq and is a predicted model, not a curated record. Gene Ontology annotation, biological process: intracellular protein transport; receptor-mediated endocytosis. Gene Ontology annotation, cellular component: plasma membrane; Golgi apparatus; plasmodesma. Gene Ontology annotation, molecular function: structural molecule activity; clathrin light chain binding.
UAGCUCCUCGACUAGAAGAGAAGACCCUUUGGUUCUUCUCCCUUUUAGUUCUAGAUCUACACUCUUUCCCUCUUUUGAUUUCAUUUCUCAGAUUUACCUCCACUGAUCGGAGUUUCGAAUAUCGAGAACGCUAAUCUAAGCCGCAGCCAUGGCUGCUGCCAACGCUCCCCUCUCCAUGAAAGAAACCUUGACGUUGCCGAGCAUCGGCAUAAAUCCGCAGUUCAUAAGCUUCACUCAUGUGACUAUGGAGUCGGAUAAGUAUAUUUGCGUUAGGGAAACGGCGCCGCAAAACAGCGUCGUUAUAAUCGACAUGAGCAUGCCUAUGCAGCCUCUCAGGCGUCCGAUCACUGCCGAUUCCGCUCUGAUGAAUCCGAACACUAGAAUUCUCGCUUUGAAAGCUCAACUUCCGGGAACAACUCAGGAUCAUUUACAGAUAUUUAACAUUGAAAUGAAAGCGAAAGUGAAAUCAUAUCAGAUGCCUGAGCAGGUUGUGUUUUGGAAGUGGAUUUCUCCACAGAAGCUUGCCCUGGUCACACAAACUGCAGCAUAUCAUUGGUCAAUCGAAGGUGAAUCUGAGCCUGUGAAGAUGUUUGAGCGAACUGCUAAUCUUGCAAAUAAUCAAAUCAUUAACUAUAAAUGUGAUUCCAAUGAGAAGUGGUUAGUCUUGAUUGGAAUUGCCCCUGGUUCAUCUGAGAGGCCACAAUUGGUCAAAGGUAAUAUGCAGCUUUUCUCUGUGGAUCAGCAGCGUAGUCAAGCUCUUGAAGCACAUGCUGCAUCAUUUGCCACAUUUAAAGUACCUGGAAAUGAAAAUCCUUCAACUCUUAUUUCUUUUGCCACAAAGACAUUCAAUGCUGGACAAAUAACGUCUAAGUUACAUGUCAUUGAACUCGGUGCUCAGCCAGGCAAACCUUCAUUCACAAAGAAACAAGCAGAUUUAUUCUUUCCUCCAGAUUUUGCUGAUGACUUUCCUGUGUCAAUGCAGAUAUCUCAGAAGUACGGUCUAAUAUAUGUGAUCACAAAGCAAGGACUUCUUUUUGUAUAUGACCUGGAGACAGCUACUGCAGUUUACAGAAAUCGGAUCAGUCCAGAUCCUAUAUUCCUGACAACAGAGGCUUCAUCCAUUGGUGGCUUUUAUGCUAUAAACAGACGAGGCCAGGUUCUGCUUGCCACUGUAAAUGAAGCUACAAUUAUACCAUUUAUUAGUGGUCAGUUGAACAAUCUUGAACUUGCCGUAAAUCUUGCCAAAAGGGGGAAUCUUCCUGGUGCUGAAAAUCUGGUGGUGCAGCGGUUCCAGGAAUUGUUUUCACAGACAAAGUACAAAGAGGCUGCCGAACUUGCUGCUGAAUCACCUCAGGGAAUUCUCCGUACUCCAGACACUGUUGCCAAAUUCCAGAGUGUUCCUGUUCAAGCUGGACAAACUCCUCCAUUAUUGCAGUAUUUUGGAACCUUGUUGACUAGAGGAAAACUCAAUGCUUUUGAGUCAUUGGAAUUAUCACGCCUUGUUGUAAACCAGAAUAAAAAGAAUCUUCUAGAGAAUUGGUUGGCAGAGGACAAGCUUGAGUGCAGUGAGGAGCUUGGAGAUCUUGUUAAGACAGUAGAUAAUGAUCUUGCACUGAAAAUAUACAUCAAAGCAAGAGCAACUCCUAAAGUUGUUGCCGCUUUUGCUGAGAGGAAGGAAUUUGACAAGAUUCUAAUUUACUCAAAGCAGGUUGGAUACACUCCUGAUUAUUUAUUCCUUCUGCAAACAAUUUUGAGGACAGAUCCACAGGGUGCUGUUAAUUUUGCUUUGAUGAUGUCUCAAAUGGAGGGUGGUUGCCCAGUUGAUUAUAACACAAUAACAGAUCUAUUUCUUCAGAGGAACUUGAUUCGUGAGGCAACUGCGUUUUUGUUGGAUGUGCUAAAGCCAAAUGUACCGGAACAUGGGUACCUUCAAACGAAGGUUUUGGAAAUCAAUCUAGUGACCUUUCCAAAUGUUGCUGAUGCAAUAUUAGCAAAUGGUAUGUUUAGUCAUUAUGAUCGUCCACGUAUUGGCCAACUCUGUGAAAAAGCUGGUCUGUACAUACGAGCUCUUCAGCAUUAUACGGAGUUGCCGGAUAUCAAACGUGUCAUUGUGAAUACACAUGCCAUCGAGCCCCAGUCCCUUGUUGAGUUCUUUGGAACCCUUUCCAGAGAAUGGGCUCUUGAGUGUAUGAAAGAUCUUCUAAUGGUCAAUCUUAGGGCAAAUCUUCAGAUUAUUGUACAGACUGCAAAGGAAUACUGUGAGCAGCUUGGUGUUGAUGCAUGUAUAAAACUCUUUGAGCAGUUCAAGUCCUAUGAAGGAUUAUACUUUUUCUUGGGUUCAUACUUGAGCUCCAGUGAGGAUCCGGAUAUCCACUUCAAAUACAUUGAAGCAGCAGCAAAAACUGGACAAAUAAAGGAAGUAGAACGUGUGACUCGUGAAUCAAACUUUUACGAUGCUGAAAAGACCAAGAAUUUUCUGAUGGAAGCUAAGCUUCCAGAUGCACGUCCCUUGAUUAAUGUUUGUGAUCGUUUUGGUUUUGUUCCGGAUCUCACUCAUUAUCUAUAUACAAACAACAUGCUCCGAUAUAUUGAGGGUUAUGUUCAAAAGGUAAAUCCAGGGAAUGCUCCAUUAGUUGUUGGGCAGCUGUUAGAUGAUGAAUGCCCUGAGGAUUUCAUCAAGGGUCUUAUUCUUUCAGUUCGUUCUCUUCUUCCAGUUGAGCCCCUUGUGGAUGAAUGUGAGAAGAGGAAUCGUCUCCGGUUGCUGACUCAGUUUUUAGAGCAUCUAGUGAGUGAGGGCAGUCAAGAUGUGCAUGUUCAUAAUGCUUUGGGUAAAAUUAUCAUAGAGAGCAAUAACAACCCAGAGCAUUUUCUCACUACCAACCCGUAUUAUGAUUCACGUGUCGUGGGUAAAUACUGUGAAAAACGAGAUCCAACACUUGCUGUUGUUGCUUACCAUAGAGGACAGUGUGAUGAUGAACUGGUCAAUGUCACAAACAAGAAUUCCUUAUUCAAGUUGCAAGCUAGAUAUGUGGUGGAGAGGAUGGAUGCAGAUCUUUGGGAGAAAGUUCUUAAUCCUGAUAAUGAGUAUAGAAGACAGCUUAUUGAUCAGGUUGUGUCAACUGCUUUGCCUGAAAGCAAGAGUCCGGAGCAAGUCUCAGCAGCUGUUAAAGCAUUUAUGACUGCUGAUCUCCCACAUGAACUGAUUGAGCUUCUUGAGAAGAUAGUGCUGCAAAAUUCUGCCUUCAGUGGAAACUUCAAUUUGCAAAAUCUGCUGAUUUUGACAGCUAUCAAAGCGGAUCCAUCAAGAGUUAUGGAUUACAUUAAUAGAUUGGACAACUUUGAUGGACCUGCAGUUGGAGAGGUAGCUGUGGAAGCCCAAUUGUAUGAAGAAGCAUUUGCCAUUUUCAAGAAGUUUAAUUUGAAUGUUCAGGCUGUAAAUGUGUUGUUGGAUAACCUUAAUAGUAUCGAUCGAGCUGUGGAGUUUGCAUUCCGUGUUGAAGAAGAUGCUGUCUGGAGUCAAGUGGCUAAGGCACAACUUCGUGUAGGGGAUGUGAGUGAAGCUAUUGAGUCAUUUAUUCGUGCUGAUGACGCUACUCAGUUCUUGGAUGUCAUAAAGGCUUCUGAGGAUGCAAAUGUAUACCAAGACCUGGUGAGGUACCUACUAAUGGUUCGGCAGAAAACCAAGGAACCCAAAGUGGACAGUGAACUUAUCUAUGCUUAUGCCAAGAUUGGUGGGCUGGGUGAGAUAGAAGAGUUCAUUCUUAUGCCAAAUGUUGCUAAUCUGCAAAAUGUGGGAGACCGCUUGUAUGAUGAAGCCCUUUAUGAGGCAGCGAAAAUCAUAUUUGCAUUUAUUUCUAACUGGGCUAAGCUGGCCAUCACACUUGUUAAGCUACAACAGUUCCAAGGUGCUGUCGACGCUGCUCGGAAAGCCAACAGUUCAAAAACAUGGAAGGAGGUUUGCUUCGCUUGUGUUGAUGCUGAAGAGUUCCGCUUGGCUCAGAUAUGUGGCCUCAAUAUCAUCAUACAGGUUGAUGACCUAGAGGAGGUUAGUGAGUACUAUCAGAACCGGGGAUGCUUCAGUGAGCUCAUAUCUCUAAUGGAGAGUGGAUUAGGUUUGGAACGUGCACAUAUGGGCAUCUUUACUGAAUUGGGAGUUCUGUAUGCAAGAUACCGUCCAGAGAAGCUUAUGGAGCACAUAAAACUUUUCUCAACUCGUCUAAACAUUCCAAAGCUUAUUCGAGCUUGUGAUGAACAGCAGCACUGGAAGGAACUAACUUAUCUAUAUGUUCAGUAUGAUGAGUUUGACAAUGCAGCUACCACCAUAAUGAACCACUCUCCAGAAGCAUGGGAUCACAUGCAAUUUAAAGAUAUUGUAGUCAAAGUUGCAAAUGUUGAACUCUAUUACAAGGCUGUGCAUUUUUACUUGGAAGAACAUUCUGAUCUUAUCAAUGAUGUUCUUAACGUGCUUGCCCUCCGUGUUGACCAUGCACGUGUUGUGGAUAUAAUGAGGAAGGCUGGUCACUUGCGUCUUGUUAAGCCAUACAUGGUUGCCGUUCAGAGCAACAAUGUGGCUGCUGUUAAUGAAGCUCUGAAUGAGAUUUAUGUAGAGGAGGAGGACUAUGACAGGCUUCGUGAAUCUAUAGAUCUCCAUGAUAACUUUGAUCAGAUAGGCCUUGCACAGAAGAUUGAGAAGCAUGAACUACUUGAGAUGAGGCGUGUUGCCGCUUAUAUAUAUAAGAAGGCAGGGAGAUGGAAGCAGUCUAUUGCCUUGUCAAAGAAGGACAAUCAUUACAGAGAUGCCAUGGAAACAUGUUCACAGUCUGGUGAUCGGGAACUUGCAGAGGAAUUACUCGUCUAUUUUAUUGAGCAGCGAAAGAAAGAGUGUUUUGCUGCAUGCCUCUUCGUUUGUUAUGAUGUAAUCAGGCCAGAUGUUGCUCUUGAGCUUGCCUGGAUAAAUAAUAUGAUUGAUUUUGCCUUCCCAUAUCUCUUGCAGUUUAUACGGGAGUACACAGGCAAAGUGGAUGAACUCGUGAAGGAUAAAAUCAAAGCUAUGAAUCUGCUGAAGGCCAAGGAGGAGGAGGAGAAAGACGUGGUUGCUCAGCAGAAUAUGUAUGCUCAGUUGCUGCCUCUUGCUUUACCUGCACCUCCAAUGCCUGGAAUGGGUGGAAGUUUUGCUCCACCACCACCACCACCUCCAAUGAGUGGGAUGGGGAUGCCUCCAAUGGCACCCUAUGGCAUGCCACCAAUGGGUUCCUAUUGAUCUCUGAUUAAACAAGGAUAGGUAAGCAAGAAAUAUGUUGACUUCUACAAGGAUGAAUCGAAUCUCUAAUUGCCCAUGAUAUCAUGUUUACGUUUGAAGGUGAAUUUGAUCUUUUUCAUGGUUGUGAAAUAUUGAGGUAGUAGCCUUGCUUUCUUUGGUAAUGCAUCUGCUAUUGGGUUGUGGUUAUUUGUGCCCAACAGAUGCAGCUUUACCCUGUAGUCGAGGACGUUAGCAACUAGGGUUUUGACAAAAUUUUAUGCAGCUUAGUGAUGACUGAACGAAUUUCGUGCAAACCUUGCCAAGUCUGCCAUAUGUAUAGGUUAUUCUAGCUCAGUCAUAUACAUUUUUCUGUUCUCUUAAGUGCUCGGACAUGUAGUUGCUUCGUUUUAGGAAUCCAAAAUUUUGUACUUGCUAAUCUUUCCUCCCCCAGUGUAUAACAGAGUAUUCUUUAUAGUUUAAAUUUCACAAUCUCUCUCUCUCUC